Molecule: messenger RNA, 279 nt
Organism: Paraglomus brasilianum
Lineage: Eukaryota; Fungi; Glomeromycota; Glomeromycetes; Paraglomerales; Paraglomeraceae
Source: the annotation of a GenBank genome assembly
CGUGAUGCUACGCCUAAAUUUCUGCGGUCCUCCGACGACGAUGCUAAAGCAUUAGACGAUGCCGCAGCAAUCAAUACGAUCGACAGUGCUGCUGCGGAAUUUAGGCAAUGGAAGUACAAGCAGUGCCGCAGCAGUGCCACAAACAUUGUGGAGAACAAAACAUCAAUGUCGCGCAUCGUGUGCCAAAUAAAGACCUCAACCUCAAUGUCGCGCAUCGCUGCAAGUGGUACAAAAUUAAUAAUAAUAGAGAAUGUAGCGUGCGUGGACAGUGCGAUGUAG